GGGCCCUGGCGGCGGAGGCUCCGCCCGGCCGGAGCCCGGCGGCGGGGGGCGGGCCGGCUCCGCGGGGCGCGGGGGGCGCGGCCGGGGAGCUACCGUAUUUGCAGCGGGCGGCGCAGCCUCCGGAGGGGGAAAACCACGGCCGGAGACCGGGAGGAGCCGGGGCGCAGCCUGGGCUGAGCUGGUGAUCGCGGCCGGCCGGCGGCGCCCAUGACCGAGCUGGUGCCGUCCCGGGGGGGCCGGUCCCCGGCGGGGGACGGGGAGGAGGGCCCGGGGGAGGAGCCGGGCCUGGUGAUCCACCACCCCGCGGAGGAGCCGCCGCCGCACCGCUGCGCGCUGUGCGGCCGGACCUUCGCGCAGCGGCCCAGCCUGGCGCGGCACCAGAAGGCGCACGGCGGGGGCGGCGGGGCGGCGGCGGGGCGCGGCGGCGGCGGGGCGGCGGCCUUCGUGUGCCCGGAGUGCGGCAAGGCGUUCAGCGUGAAGCACAACCUGGAGGUGCACCAGCGCACGCACACGGGCGAGCGGCCCUUCGCGUGCCCCGAGUGCGGCCGCCGCUUCAGCCUCAAGCAGAACCUGCUCACGCACCAGCGCAUCCACAGCGGCGAGAAGCCGCACCAGUGCGCGCAGUGCGGGCGCCGCUUCCGCGAGCCGCGCUUCCUGCUCAACCACCAGCGCACGCACGCGCGCCUCCCCGCGCUCCCGCACCCGCGCCGCCCCGGCGUCUUCGGCGAGCGCCGCCCCUACCGCUGCCCGCGCUGCGGCAAGAGCUUCGCGCGCGAGGGCUCGCUCAAGACGCACCAGCGCGGCCACGGCCACGGCCACGGCCACGGGCCCGACGCCCCGGCCGCCGCCGCCGCGCACCUGGGCCGCGCGCGCUGA
Messenger RNA from Perognathus longimembris pacificus (Pacific pocket mouse), 876 nucleotides. RefSeq names its product oocyte zinc finger protein XlCOF26. The coding region runs from base 208 to 876 and encodes 222 amino acids. Gene Ontology annotation, biological process: regulation of transcription by RNA polymerase II. Gene Ontology annotation, molecular function: RNA polymerase II cis-regulatory region sequence-specific DNA binding; DNA-binding transcription factor activity. The record is from RefSeq and is a predicted model, not a curated record. The transcript has 2 exons. Lineage: Eukaryota; Metazoa; Chordata; Mammalia; Rodentia; Heteromyidae.